Molecule: messenger RNA, 6567 nt
Organism: Spathaspora passalidarum NRRL Y-27907
Lineage: Eukaryota; Fungi; Ascomycota; Pichiomycetes; Serinales; Debaryomycetaceae
Gene: CCH1
Product: Cch1p
Exons: 5
Coding region: 1-5850 (1949 amino acids)
Biological process (GO): calcium ion import across plasma membrane
Cellular component (GO): voltage-gated calcium channel complex; membrane
Molecular function (GO): calcium ion binding; high voltage-gated calcium channel activity
Source: RefSeq, a predicted model, not a curated record
AUGGAUAAUAACAUAUUUAAAGGGACUAAACCUGAUAUAAUAAUACGUCAACCGACAGAAGACGAAGAUCAAAUACUAGAAGACUUUCAUUUUAACUACUACGAUGAUUUAACUUCUCCUUACCCUUCCUCAAGCAUAAACCCUACUCAUAACACACAGGGAAGUAUUUCAAGUGGUAUACCACUACUACAUCAUGAUAUACUGCACCGCAGAUCAUCUUCAGGUAUUACUUAUAACUCACGUCGACAAUCUUCCAUCGACAACAGUUCAAGUGAAGCUCCCUUACUACACACUAGACUGAGUCUGUAUGGCAAACAGAAAACUGCAUAUGACAUAGUCACCAAGAGUGACUCAUCAAGUCCUUCUCCAUCUCCAGAUGAUGACCAUACCAAUGAUGAAGAUGUUGAAGAAUUACGGCAAGGUAUUGAUUACGCGUUAGGGAACGACAGAAAUGAUCCAAAUUGGUUCCCCGUCACUGUACCUUACAAACAAACUGACACGGGGCACGAAGAUGCCGAUCUGGAAAUAGGAAGUCCUUCUGAUUUCACAUUCAAUAUCCCCAUGCAAAAUCUUAGAAGAAGACAAAGUAUAAGAUCACAAGAUCAAUCUUCAAUUAUCUUCGACAACAAAUCAAAAUCAAGUGGGAAUGACCAUAGCCACCUAGAAGCACAAUCAUGGAACGACCAGCCCCCUACUACACCAGUUAUCAAGUUUUCUAAUGUUUUAUCAAGAAUAUCAGAUAGAGUUGCGGGUACAGGACCAAAAGACAAGUCAAAAGAUGAGCUGAAAAGUCCCAUGGCCAGUCCUGUUAUGCCUAGUACACCAAUGAGUGCACGAUUCCAAGAUACUACACAAGAUGGAGGAAGCCUAAAAGUAUUCUCACCAGAAUCAAAAAUCCGGCAAUUUUGUUACAAAGUAUUUGAAAAUAAAUACACAAAUUCCUUCUUUUUGUUCUUGUUAGUAUUACAGAUUGCUUUAUUAAGUUAUAGACAAUGGAAUCCACUUAAAAUUGGAGGAUAUAUAUAUGACGGAUACAAUUGGGCUGAUUAUACGCUUAUGUUAAUUAACUUCAUUUAUACCUUGGAAAUAAUUGGAAAAAUUAUAGCUUAUGGAUUCAUUGAUGAUGAAAUCAUGUACCAAGAAUUAGGAUUGACUUAUCCUGAAAAUGAAUUCAGAAAUAUGUACUUCAGUUCUCAUUAUAUUAUAAAGUUAUUCACAUUGUUUAAAUCAUGUUUGAAUCCUAGGAAAGAUACAAGCUAUUAUGUCAGAGAAGAAAAUUUCUCUCCUGAUUAUAGUAGUGCUGAAGAACAAAUUGAUAUAAAGGCAAAAUACAGGAUGACACUGCAUCAUAGGCAAGAUUCAUUAUCAGAUAUGCAUUACUCUCAACCUCCAAACAAAAGAGCUUUUCUUAGAAACAGUUGGCAUAGAAUUGAUUUUAUAUCGAUGGUAACCUUUUGGAUUUCAUUGCUCCUAUCUAUAAACUAUUAUGACAGGGAACAUCACAUAAUGAUAUUCAGAUCUAUAAGUUGUUUACGUAUUUUACGUUUACUUAAUUUGACUACGGGUACCAACACUAUCUUGAAAGCAUGUAAAGCUGCCAUCCCACAGUUAAUCGAUGUUGCAAUAUUCAUUUCAUUCUUUUGGUUUUUUUGGGCUAUAAUUGGUGUGCAAUCAUUCAAAUCUUCAUUAUCUAGAAGAUGUGUCUGGACAAAUCCAGCAGAUCCAACUGAAACUUUUAUCAACGAGAUUCACUUUUGUGGAUCAUAUCUUGAUUUGAAUGGAGUUCGACAACCAUAUAUAUUACGAGAUGGCUCAUCCUCCAAUGAAAUCAAAGGGCACACAUGUCCAAAAUUUUCACGAUGUGUAAGUGGAGAAAAUCCGUACAAUGGAACACUUAAUUUUGAUAAUAUUUUGCAAUCAAUGGAAAUGAUAUUUAUUGUGAUUAGUGCAAAUACGUUCACGGACAUAAUGUAUGAUACUAUAGAGUCAGAUAAUUUUGCCGCAUCGUUAUUUUUCAUUGGUUGUAUAUUUAUUAUGUGUGUGUGGUUAGUUAAUGUAUUCAUUGCCGUUAUUGUUACAAGUUUCAAUGUUACCAGAAUGGAACACGAACAAGAGAAACAGAAUAAAAGGUUUCUUGAUUUGUUUGGACACAGUGAGCCUCAUGAAAAGCGAAUUGAAUUUCUCAAGAAUCAAAAUGUGUUUCUUAAGUGGUACUAUAAAUUAGAAUUUAUGUUUAUUCUUGUGAUUAUUGCCGAUUUAUGGGUUCAAUGUUUUAGAAAGAAUGGGAUGAGCGACCAAAGAAGACACUUGCUAUACAGAUUUGAAGCAAGUUUUACCCUUGCGUUUCUAAUUGAAAUUAUAUUCCGACUUGUUAUACAUUUUCCAAAUUGGCGAUUAUUUUUUAGGUCUAAACGAAACUGUUUUGAUUUAUUCUUGGCUAUUAUCACAUCAAUUAUUAUUAUUGAACCAGUAAAGGACAGAUUAGGACAGGCAUACUAUUGGUUGACUGUUUUCCAAAUUAUGAGAUUUUAUCGAGUGGUUUUGUUUACUUCAAUUACAAGAAAUCUUUGGUUGAAAAUCAUGGGGAAUUUCAAGGCAAUUUUUGAUUUGACGUUGUUCUUCUUUAUAUUGUUAUUCUUGAUAAGUAUUAUAUUGGCAAGGUUCUUUGAAGGAAUUAUGACCAUGGAUGAAAUUGAAAACGUUUCAUUUUCGAUGCAUACAUUACCCGCUACAUUCAUAUCAUUAUAUAUUAUCACAUCUACUGAAAAUUGGACGGAUAUAUUGUACGCAAUGCAAGAAUAUGCCCCAACUACUUCAUCUAGAUGUUUGGGAGCAAUUCUUAUCAUUAGUUGGUUUAUUUUGAGUAAUAUGAUUAUAUUCAAUAUUUUCAUUGCUGUUAUUGCAGACACAUUGGAGGUUUCGGAACAAGGUAAGAGAAGACAACAAUUGUUACAGUUUAUUGAUAAUAUGACAAACAAGAUUCAGAAUAUAAAUCAUGAAAUUGGAUUAUUGACAAAGAUAAAGACAAAGCUUUUCAAAAGGAACAAGAAUUAUAACGAUGUGGAACAUGAUGUAAUUAAUUUAUUGCUCAGUGCCAAAUUAAAUAAUCCAUUUUAUGACGAUAUUACAAGGACAGAAGAUUUAGAUGAUUUUAGUCCUGCCAAUUUUGCAAAAGAAAUUCUUCUGCAACGUAAGUCUUUAGUUCAAAGACAGAAUGAGUAUCUUCAAAACAAUCCAAAGUACAACUAUGUAUUUUAUAUCAUUGGACCAAGACAUCGACUUCGUCGUAUUUGUCAAAGAUUAGUUAAGCCAAGCUAUGGAGAACGUAUAGAUGGAGUAGUACCAUUUCCGAGGUUGUCCGAGAUUUUCGUUAUAAUUAUGUUUCUUGCUACCGUGGGUUUAGUGAUCAGUGCAUGUUAUAUGACACCAAUUUUUAGACGUGAACAAGUGUUGAAAUAUGGGAAUAUUAACUGGACUUUUUGGCUAGAACUGGCAUUUACUAUCUUGUUUACCAUUGAGUUUGCGAUUAAGGUAAUUGCAGAUGGACUUGUAUUUACACCCAAUGCAUAUGCUAGAUCUUCCUGGAAUUUAAUAGAUUGUUCUGUAUUAAUUUCGUUAUGGAUUGAAGUGAUUGCAUUUUUGAACAAUGAUGGAAACUUAUCGAGAAUUGUUCGUGGUUUAAAGGCGCUUAGAGCUUUGAGAUUGUUGACCAUUAGUCAAACGGCAACACUUAAUUUUCACAAUACCAUGAUCUCAGGAUUUUGGAAAAUUAUAAAUGCAGCAAUAAUAUCACUUUGUUUAUUGUUUCCAUUUUCUAUUUGGGGAUUGAAUGUAUUUAACGGAAGAUUAGGUGUGUGUUCCGAUGGAGUAUCUCCAAAAGAAUUGUGCCUUGGUGAAUAUCCAAGUGUUGUAUAUAAUUGGGAAAUUGUUAGCCCUAACGUAUAUGCCAGCCCACAAUUACAUUUUAAUAGAUUUGCAAAUUCAUUUGCUACCUUAUUUGAAAUCACUUCGUUGGAAGGGUGGUCCGACUUGUUAUCGAAUGUAAUGGCAAGUACUGGGGUAGGAAGUCCACCUUCUAAGGAUGCUAGUCCAUUCAAUGGGGUUUUUGUGGUACUAUUCAAUAUAUUAAGUACUGUUUUCAUUUUGACCUUGUUUGUUUCGGUUAUCAUUAGUAAUUAUUCAAAGACAACAGGAAGAGCAUAUAUGACUACUGAUCAAAUUGCUUGGUAUCAAGUAAAGAAAAUCUUGGUUCAAACCAAACCGUCAAAGAGAAAGAAUCUAGAGACGUUUUCUGCCUUUAGAAAAUUUUGCUAUAAUAUGACUGUUGAAAAGUCAGUUAAAUGGGCUAGGAUUAUCAAUGUGGUAUUCUUCUUCCACGCUCUAUCUUUGAUGUUGGAAUGUUGGCCAUCACCAGACCUGUUAAUCAUAUUCCGAGAGCUGAUGUAUAUGAUAACAUCGAUUAUAUUCUUAAGUAAUAGUAUCAUGACUGUUAUUGCACAAGGAAGGUCAUUCUUACAAUAUAAGUGGAAUAUAUUCAACUGUUUUGUUGCAUUAGGAGCAUUUAUAACUACAGUUAUUGGCUUCUUGGUUGACCCAAGCUCAACAUUUAUUAAUUUUAACAAGUUGUUCCUUGUUGGUUUAUUGAUAUUUAUUAUCCCCAGAAGUAAUAGAUUGAAUCAGUUAGCAAGGUUUGCAUCUGCUUCAUUGCCCAAGAUCAUAUCAUUAAGUUUCACCUGGAUAAUUAUAUUCUUAGUGUUUGCAAUUGCUAUGAACCAAAUUUUUGGAUUAACCAAAAUUGGACCAAAUAGUUCAGGUAAUAUAAACUUUAGAACUGUUCCUAAGCUGUUGGUGUUGCUUUUCAGAUGCAGUUUUGGCGAAGGUUGGAAUUCAAUCAUGAAUGAUUUUACAUUGGAAAGACCGUUCUGCACGAGUGAGCCAAAUUUCGAUAAUAAUGAUUGUGGGAACAAGCAAUAUGCGUAUAUUUUGUUUAUGGCAUGGACUAUUAUAUCAAUGUACAUAUUCUUGAAUAUGUUUAUUUCGUUGAUUUUGGAUAGUUUCAGUUAUAUCAACCAUAGGUCGAAUUAUAACCAAUUGAUUCAACGUGAAGAGAUUAGAAAGUUUAAAAGAACUUGGCAAAGGUUUGAUCCUGAAGGAACAGGUUUUAUUAAACCAAUUGAAUUACCUAAGGUUUUGAAAGAAUUGGAUGGUGCAUUAUCAUUCCACUUGUAUUCUGGUGAUUUAACAAUUCCUAAACUUUGUAAACAGUGGAUAACUAGAAAUAGUAUGGAUCCCUAUGAUGUGUCAGUUGAUUUUACUGCAAUUGAAGCUACAAUGAAUUCAAUGGAUAUAGACAAGAUCAGAACCAGAAGAAGGCAAUAUGAAAUGUUUAUUGAAGAAGCAUUGGUCACAAUGGAACUAAAUAACGAUCCAGGAAUUUCCUUUACAAGGCUAUUAUUGCAAUUACCUUUAUACAUUGCAUUUGAUUCAGGACAAUGUUUGAACUUAACUGAUUAUUUAGAACGAAGAUUAUUACUACAAAAAGUGGUUAAACGAUUACAUACUAAGAGGGUAUACGAGCUUAUUGGUGGUUAUGCAUGUAGAUGGAAAUAUCAAAAGGAUAAGAAGCUAGAAGUCAAGCGACAUAGUUAUUUGACUAAUGAGAAUUUAAGAAUCAAUACCCCUCCACUGAUUUAUGUUACUGGUGAUGACAUUAGUGAUUAUAAUGUUCCACAAGUUAGAAGUUCAGCAAUUUAUGCUGACUACCCUGUGCAUGUUCAAACUAAACCGAAAUUAUCAAUUCAACCAAAUUAUGAUGAUAAAGAGACUUCGCCUUUUUUAGUUGAUGAAUAGGUUAUUAUUUAUUUUAUAGAAUAGAAUUUAUUAGGAAGUAUUUGUAUGUGAUAGAUUUUUACAAUGAAUCUAAGGCAAUACCUAUAUUUUGUCUGCAAAAAGUUCUACAUUUUUUUGCAGACAAACGAUUCAUAGUAAAAGAGAGAACAACAAUAUAUUAAUAUAUACCUCUAGCCAAGUGAGAAAAAGGGUUCAAUAUGCAUAAUAACCCAUGAUAAUAAAACAAUACCGAAGAAAACAGAAGACCAAGUAGACACUCUCAGCAAUCAAAAAAAAAAUACAUCACCCAAAUACAUCUAAAGGAAAGAAAGACCAAUAUCAACUCCAACACACAAAUACCACAAAGCAAAACAGAAUAUUUAAUUCAUAGGUACAACUUUAAAACCAUUUUUGGUUCGAUCGAUUACAUACCAAUCACGAUCAAUGACAAUGUAACGUAAAUUAGGAUAGGACACAUCGCUCAGCAAAAACUUGUCAAUUAUUUCAACUUCCUUAACUUUAUCCUUGGAUGUUCCUCUUUUGUAUAUCCUUUGAAACUCUUCAAAAGUCCAAAGUCUUUGGUCGGUGUUACUAAGAAAAAAAUGAGUGAGAGAUUUGGCAUGAUCUUCCAUGCAAUAGUGAAAUUGAGUCUCACGUAGUGGAGGAAGCUGGUGACAUGUAAUAUACAACUUUUCCAAGGUGUGCUUCUGCAAAGGCUUCAUAACAUUCGCAAACGAC